AUGUCCCACGCCCUCCAAGUAGCCCGCCCCCUUCCCCAAAUCGACAAACUUCCGCGUCGGCGCCCUCUUCCUCGACGCCGACUCAAAGACCAUAUUAUCAACCGGCUACACAGAUGGGCCAUCAGGAAACACCCACGCCGAGCAGUGCUACGGAAUCGAGGGAGGAGGAGGCUGGAGGAUUCGGGGGGGCGGGUUAGGAUUGUGGAGAGGAUGAGGGAGCAGAUAUUGGAGGUUUCUACUGUGGGACAUGAGGUGGGUAAACGAUGGCAGCGGGUUAGGUAUUCAGUAGGGCACCUAGACUGCCUUGGUUUUGGGUUUGAUUAUGGGCGCAUUCAGAACGUGUUUGAGCCUCCAUGUGAUGAUAACCUGUGCGAUGGUAUCAAAUCUGAUAAUUCCACCCUGCCUAGUACGCCCAAGAUGCAGGCGUACUGCAUACCCCACUUGUUGAUUUAA
This is a messenger RNA of Pseudogymnoascus destructans, 453 nucleotides long. RefSeq lists its product as uncharacterized. NCBI's taxonomy places the organism in Eukaryota, Fungi, Ascomycota, Leotiomycetes, Thelebolales, Thelebolaceae. The record is from RefSeq and is a predicted model, not a curated record. The coding region runs from base 1 to 453 and encodes 150 amino acids. The transcript has 2 exons.